This is a messenger RNA of Rangifer tarandus platyrhynchus (Svalbard reindeer), 1362 nucleotides long. The record is from the annotation of a GenBank genome assembly. Lineage: Eukaryota; Metazoa; Chordata; Mammalia; Artiodactyla; Cervidae.
AUGGUGUCGCCUCUGCCCUGGCUGUACGUUGUUCUCUGGGUAGAAAAUGCCCUAGGGAAACUUGAAGAUGAAGGAAACUUCUAUUCCAAAAACAUCAGUCGGAUUCUGGACAACUUGCUUGAAGGCUACGACAAUCGGCUGCGACCGGGAUUUGGAGGUGCUGUCACUGAAGUCAAAACAGACAUUUACGUGACAAGUUUUGGGCCCGUGUCAGACGUGGAGAUGGAGUACACGAUGGACGUUUUUUUCCGCCAGACUUGGACCGAUGAGAGGUUGAAGUUUGGGGGGCCAACUGAGAUUUUGAGUUUGAAUAACCUGAUGGUCAGUAAAAUCUGGACACCUGACACUUUUUUCAGGAAUGGCAAAAAAUCAAUUGCUCACAACAUGACAACACCUAAUAAACUCUUCCGAAUAAUGCAGAACGGAACCGUUCUCUACACCAUGAGGCUCACCAUCAACGCUGACUGUCCUAUGAAACUGGUUAACUUUCCUAUGGAUGGGCAUGCGUGUCCGCUCAAAUUUGGCAGUUAUGCUUACCCCAAAAGUGAAAUCAUAUACACAUGGAAAAAAGGACCACUUUACUCAGUGGAAGUCCCGGAAGAAUCCUCAAGUCUCCUUCAGUAUGAUCUGAUUGGACAAACAGUAUCUAGUGAGACAAUUAAAUCUAACACAGGUGAAUACGUAAUAAUGACAGUUUAUUUCCACUUGCAAAGGAAGAUGGGCUACUUCAUGAUACAGAUCUAUACUCCUUGCAUUAUGACAGUCAUUCUUUCCCAAGUGUCUUUCUGGAUUAAUAAGGAGUCUGUUCCAGCCAGAACUGUCUUUGGAAUCACCACUGUUUUAACCAUGACCACUUUAAGCAUCAGUGCCCGGCACUCUUUGCCAAAAGUGUCUUAUGCAACCGCCAUGGAUUGGUUCAUAGCUGUUUGCUUUGCUUUCGUCUUCUCUGCUCUUAUUGAGUUUGCUGCUGUCAACUACUUUACCAAUCUUCAGACACAAAAGGCCAAACGGAAGGUGCAGAUUGCAGGCUCACCCCCAGUGACAAUAGCAAAAGCAACUGAACCCCUGGAAGCUGAGAUUGUUUUGCAUCCUGAUUCGAAGUACCAUCUGAAGAAAAGAAUCACAUCUCUGACAUUGCCAAUAGUUCCAUCCCCUGAGGCCAGCAAAGUCCUCACAAGAGCUCCCAUCUUACAGUCAACACCUGUAACACCCCCACCCCUCUCUCCAACCUUUGGAGGUACCAGUAAAAUAGACCAGUAUUCUCGGAUUCUCUUCCCAGUUGUGUUUGCAGGAUUCAACCUUGUAUACUGGAUAGUUUAUCUUUCCAAAGAUACAAUGGAAGUGAGCAACAGUGUGGAAUAG